AUGGUAGGAUAUAUUAAUGAGCCAAUUAUAUGGGAUAAAAUAGAGAAAGAACUUAUAAACAAUGAUAAAUUGGUUAGGAAUAAAGAUGACAUAUUUAAAAUAAUAUCAGAUAUAAAUGGAAUAGGAAGAAUAUUUACAGAAUUACCAGAACCAAUGGUAAAUCUAGCAUAUAAUAUAUUAUAUAUGAAAUUGGUUGAAGUGGGAGUAUUAACUACUGAUUUAAACCUAUUGAAAUCUACUGGUCUAGAUAAAAUUAAAAAUGCUAUUAAAAGCACUAAUAUAAUUAUAAAUAUAAUCAUGAGAGUAGGAGAAGAAAUACAAAAUAAUUAUCAAAGAAAGGAAUUUUAUAAUUUAAUGGGAAGUAAUUAUAUAAUUAUGAUGUAUGUUUAUAAGAUUAGAAGUAAUUUCUAUAAUUAUUCUAUUAAUAUACUGUGUGAGAAAGCAGGAAUACCAAAAUUAAAUGGUAAGGUAUCACAAGAAAAAGCAAUAAGUAAACUUUGUAAGUUGACAAAAUCAAAAAAGUGUUCUAGAAUAGUGCGAGUAUUAGAUAUACUAAUGAACCAUGGUGAUAAUCUAAUUAUAACAAAUAAAAAUGGAAUAGAACAAUCAAAUGCAAGUAAAUUACAGAUAAGUAAAGAUGAUAUUAAAUCAUUACAGUUACUUACAAGAACCUAUACACAGGAUGGUUUUAGCAGUUAUGUGAUUUUAAAUAAUUCAUUGUAUAGACUGUUUUAUAUUAAGUCCAUUAAUUUUAAACAUAAUCCCGUCUAUAAUUUGUAUAAUGAAGUGUUUAAUAUGUGCAUAAAUCCGGAUACAAAUGAGACAGAAACUGAUUCAUAUAUAAAUAUAAUUAAAGAACACUUAAACCAAUUACAAAGUGCAGAAAACACAGGGAAAAUGUUUAUGUGUGAAGAAACUGCCUUAUUUGAUUUUAUAAAGAAGCAUAAUACAUUUAAUACUGAAUAUUACAGAGGAGAUGAAUUUCAAAAUUAUUUAAAAUCUAUAAUAUUUGAACUUAAUAACAUACUGGCUAAUACUAUGGAGAACAUUCGUGUUGAAAAAAUAGAAGAACCCAAUAAGAUACCUCCUAAUGAAUUAGUCCCAGAAAGUAGUGAUGAACAAAAACCUAAUGAACAAAUAGGUAUAAAUUUCUGGAGUACUAAACUAUUCAAGAUUAUUACAGUAAUACUUAUAAUUACUUAUAUAAUUAUUCUUAGUAUAUUCAUGAUAUAUCCUACUGAAGCAAAAAGAAUUGUAAAUAAUUUUCUAUUACUUAAAUUUAAAAUAAUUUAUUUUUAA
Messenger RNA from Nematocida parisii ERTm1, 1299 nucleotides. RefSeq lists its product as uncharacterized. Lineage: Eukaryota; Fungi; Microsporidia. The record is from RefSeq and is a predicted model, not a curated record. Bases 1 to 1299 code for a protein of 432 amino acids. The transcript has a single exon.